Molecule: messenger RNA, 309 nt
Organism: Penicillium argentinense
Lineage: Eukaryota; Fungi; Ascomycota; Eurotiomycetes; Eurotiales; Aspergillaceae
Exons: 1
Coding region: 1-309 (102 amino acids)
Source: RefSeq, a predicted model, not a curated record
AUGCUGAAAACCAACACCCUUGCAGCAGCACUCCUCAUAGCAGGAACUCUCCCAGCAGCCAUGGCGGACAAAUGCUACGCCCUCGGCUACUGGGGCAUGAACUCCGCCGGCUUCGGACCAGGCGGGACCACUUAUGCUGGAAGUGAGGGUCUCGUCCUCUACAACUCCGCCGACGAGGAGAGCGGUCGAUACGAGAAAUGUGAGCACUGGUGCAGCGGCGUCUGCGCGGACUUCAUCGAAGUCCCGACUGACAAGCUUCCCGCUGUUUUUCAAUGGGGAGCGACCUGUAGAGGUUCAGGUUUCACGUAA